AUGACAGCCCGAAAUGCCCCGCCCUCGGACCCUUUGGUCGUCAUCCUGGGCUCGACAGGAACUGGAAAAUCAGAGCUCGCUGUAGAGCUCGCUACCCGUUUCAAUGGCGAAAUCAUCAACGCAGACGCCAUGCAGAUGUACAAGGGUCUGCCCAUCAUCACCAACAAAAUCACCACCCAAGAGCGCCGCGGCGUGCCCCACCACCUGCUCGACCACAUCAGCCUCGACCAGCCCACCUGGAUCGUCGAGGACUUCAAGCGCGAAGCGAACAGGGUCAUCGACGAGAUUCGCAGCCGCGGUAACUUGCCCAUCGUCGUCGGCGGCACUCACUACUACACCAACGCCCUGCUCUUCGACGACACCCUUGUCGGCGCCGAUGACGACAAGACAAAGGACGACGAUGUCAAGGUUGACGAUGACGCCUCCGCCUUCCCCAUCCUCGACGAGCCGACUGACGUCAUACUGGCCAAGUUGCGCGAGGUAGACCCCGUCAUGGCAGACCGCUGGCACCCGAACGACAGACGCAAGAUCUCGCGCUCGCUGCAGAUCUACCUGCAACACGGCCGCCCGGCGUCCGAGAUCUACGCCGAACAGCGCCAGCGCAAGGCAGCAGAGAGCAGGCCGGAGACCGCAAGCGCCGGCUCCUUGCAGGCGCUGCUCUUCUGGGUCUACUCGGACCCCGAGGUUCUGAAGGAGCGUCUCGACAAGCGUGUGGACAAAAUGCUCGCCGCCGGCCUCAACGAUGAGACGCAGUCCAUGUACGAGUAUGUCCGCGCCAAGGAGGCCGCCGGCCAGGAGGUGGACUACACCCGCGGCAUCUGGCAGUCGAUCGGCUUCAAGGAGUUCUCGCCCUACCUCAAGGCCCUCAACGCGAGUGAUCCGCCCGCGGAUUCCUCCGCCCUCGAGGCCCUCAAGGCCACUGGCCUCGAAGAGAUGAAGACGUCGACGCGGCAGUACGCCAAGUACCAGACCCGCUGGAUCCGCACAAAGACCGUGCCCCUCCUCCAAGAGCGGCCCGGCGCGCUGGACCACCUCUUCGUCGUGGACAGCACCGACGUCUCGCGAUGGUCGGCCAACGUCGCGGACCCGGCCGUCGACAUCGCCGGACGCUUCCUCCAGGGCCAAGAGAUGCCCGCGCCCGCGGAGCUGUCGGAGACGGCCCGGGACGUGCUGAGCGAGGCGACGGCGCAAACGGCACGCACGCUGUGCCGCCGGACGUGUGAGGUUUGUAAGACGACGUGUGUCACGGAGCAGGACUGGACGAAGCACGUCAAGAGCAGGCGGCACAACGUGCUGCUGAAGAAGACCAAGAGGAGGGCGCUGACUACCGCCGAGAGACCGCUGGCCGUCGUCCCGGUCGAGGCCAAGCGAGAGGAGGAUGUCGUGGUGGCGGAUAGAGGCUCGAGCCCCGAGGUCGGCGGGCUAGGCAUGUUCGAUGCCCCUGCGUGA
Molecule: messenger RNA, 1449 nt
Organism: Colletotrichum graminicola M1.001
Lineage: Eukaryota; Fungi; Ascomycota; Sordariomycetes; Glomerellales; Glomerellaceae
Exons: 2
Coding region: 1-1449 (482 amino acids)
Biological process (GO): tRNA modification
Cellular component (GO): mitochondrion
Molecular function (GO): ATP binding; tRNA dimethylallyltransferase activity
Source: RefSeq, a predicted model, not a curated record